Ictalurus punctatus (channel catfish) is the source of this 5891-nucleotide messenger RNA. RefSeq names its product interleukin 23 receptor (gene il23r). The record is from RefSeq and is a predicted model, not a curated record. Lineage: Eukaryota; Metazoa; Chordata; Actinopteri; Siluriformes; Ictaluridae. Bases 315 to 2363 code for a protein of 682 amino acids. Gene Ontology annotation, molecular function: protein binding. The transcript is spliced from 15 exons.
GGUUUUCCCACAGGUUCUUUGAAGAUGGUGAUGAAAAUGAAACAUAAAUCUGGUGUAAGCUGAUUCUUCUUCACUCAUUCGCCACAUUUACACACUAACGGCGGCGAACACGUGAAGGCAUGAAAAAAAUGGAUAAUUUGGGAUUAUAUGGAAGGAGUCUCCAGUGUCAGCAGUCAGAGCAGUGACAAUCCAAGACACAAGCGGUUUUUGAGUUCCCCUAUGGGUCAGUCAAAUGGAGGAAAGUCUGAGAUAAUUGCUUUAUCAGAGGAGGAAGAAAAGCAGAGCUAUGAGAGCCAGCGAAAGAAAAUCAUGACAUGGAUAUCUUCACCGAAGCCUUGCGACUUGUCCUUCUUUUACUGUUCAACUGCAAACUAAGAGUCUGUUAUACUGUGGCUUGUACUGGUGAGCUGACAGUAGACCAAGACGUCAUAACUAUUGGCUCCAACCUGACCGUACACUGCCGAUCCAACACUGAGAAAUGUGGCAGGAUCUUCAUCAUGAAGUUUAACAAUAAGGAAAUUCUAAGGAAGACCAGCUGUUCCAAUGUGACAGCACAAGUGUUUGUGAACGAACCGAAAUUCUCAAUCAUCUGUUCUGAGAAACAGGGAAGGAUAUCUCGCAUUGUGUGUGGUCGGGACAUCGUGGCUAACCCGAUUCCAAGUCCUCCACAAAUUAAAGAGAUUGCAUUCACGAAAGGCUCCCUUUCCCCCACCAUCCACUGGCACAGCUCAGACAAUAUGGAGAAUCUGAAUGCUAGUCUGAGGUUUAGAACACAGGAUACUUCACGCUGGAUGGAGGGAAAUGUGACUCAGCUUCACAGAGGGACACUUGUGUUGCUGGGGAAUUUGGAGCCACUGACAUUAUAUCAGUUUGAACUGAGAGUCUGCACAGCAUCAGUGAAGUAUAACUGCAGCUUGUGGAGUCAGCCGCUCAGUAUGACCAGCCCUGGAAAAGCACCCUCGACCAAGCUCGAUGUGUGGAGAGUAAUCAUGCGAAAUGAAGACACUCAGAACGUGACAGUCAUGUGGAAGCCUUUAGGUACCGAGGACUAUAAAGGAGUCUUGCACCAUUAUGAAAUAGUCUAUCAAGAGAAGGGCACGACACACAUUCUGAAUUGUUCAAGGGCUGUUACGCAGUACACACUUCAACUGCCCCUGGAGGUGACAGAGCUGAAUGUCAGUGCUGUUACAUCAGCAGGAAGUUCACCACCAGCUUCAGUGAAACUUACCUGUUCAGGUAUACCAUCUCCAGAAAUAAAGUCAAGCCAUGCAGCAGGGGGCGGCAUAAACCUUGUGUGGGAUUCACCUCACUUCUCAGAUAAGACUUCAGAGCAAAUGCUGGGUUUUGUAGUUCAGUGGCAAUGCACCCCGUUUCAAGUCCAGUGGAAGAGAAAUGAAAAAAGCUACAACUCAGUAUACAUUCAUGCUCCAGAACCAACUCUGUGCAACAUUUCACUCUAUGUUGAGAGCAGUGACGGAGUGUCAUGUCCUUCUUUUAAACAAAUCCAUACGAUCAAGAAAGGUUUGGAAACGAAUAAAAGUGUCCCUGUUACAGAGAUCUUAAAAGUGCAACCUGCUCCAGGGAGAACAAGAGAUAGAUUGGUCGGGAUUUGCCUCAUAACCGCGAUUCCUAUCAUUAUCAUUGUGAAUCUAAUGUACUUGAAAUGUACACGACAAAGAAUAAGGAAGGUGUUUGUGUCAGUGGGACCCUCUUGGCUUUUUCAGAAUUUACCUAAACUUGGAAACAGCAAUGCCAUCAAAUUACUGAAGGAUGAGCGGUGUGGUUCUGAUCUGUGCUGGCAACCCAUGGACAACGACCCACCCUUAUCUCCAGUUGAGGACUACAGUCCGCCUUUGGAAAGGAAGGACUCGUACCCCAUUGCACACAAAGAAGUAACCACAGAGCAGACGAUGGUUGUGCAGGACUGGACAGUCUGUUCUUAUAAACCUCAAAUCAUGAUUUCUCAAGGAGCAGAGGCGGCGUGUGAGGUAGACGAGAAGGAAGAAGAUGAGUCUCCUUGGGUGGACUUCUCCUCACCUGUCUUCAAUAUGUUUGAACAACAUUUUCUUCCAAGUCAAGGAAUGUGUGCACCUCUGCCAAGCUGCUUGACUGUGGAUGGAAGACCUGUAUCUAUGGAUCUUGUUGAUGGCUUCCCCUUUUUUACUCCGACUGUGGUCGAUGGGAACAUGUGGACAAACGAUAGGCCUGCAGAAGCUGGAAAUGGUGAGCAGAAUAAGCAUCAAUGCCAGACAGUGUUACCCAGUGACCUGAUGAGAUGCUUGAGAGAGCCUUUUUUUAAUGACAGACCUCCUUUCUCAGUCCAGAGUCUGCACACUCUACAGUUUGAUGAGCAAUUGCUAUAAAACGUUCUACAACAAAAGGUUCACAUCUGUAUGAAAAUCCUUGAGUGCGAAAUUGCACGUUCCCCUACAUCAGCCAUGUGUAACAAAAUGCAAAUUAUAUGGGAACUGAGCAAAACAUUUACAUUUACUACACCCUUUCAUCCAAAGCAGUUUACAGUUGAGCUGAGCACAUGAGGGAUAAGGGACUUGCUAAAAGCACCCAACGGUUGCUGGAGUUGAACUUACAACCUUCCCAUAAGAAGUCUAGAGCCCUAACCACUCGGUCACCGCUGCCCUGGACUUAUGUAUAAGUGCAUCACAAACUAAAUAGUCAUCAUGAGGUUCUUUAAGACAGGGGUUCUCAAAGUGCACUCAGUGACCUCCAUAGGUUUUUUUUUUUUGUUGGCUAUCAAAAUCCCCCAUCAUAAGUUAUAGUAUAUUGAUUACUGAGUUAUAAACCAAACCUCAAUAACUCAAAAACAAGUAGGCCUAUAAAUAAUGACAACUUAGAUGAAAUGUGUUGUGUGUGUGUGUGUGUGUGUGUGUGUGUGUGUGUGUGUGUGUGUGUGUGUGGAACGUUCAAGAAUGAAAAUCUCUUUACCUCCAACAAAUAGCUAAAAAUAAUAAUAAGGAGUCUAAUAUUUGAAUAGAUACUGCAGAUUAUGUUGGUUAAAAGAAAUUUGUGCUGAGGAAGUCGUUGUAUUUUAUUUUAAUGUAUUUUUAAAGUCUCUGGCUGAAAUGCCCCCACCCCCAUAGAGUCACUUGUAUAAACAAGAGUUGCACUGAUUUUCAGCAUUAAUGUAUGGGUUUUUUUUUUUGGUUUUUUUUUAAAUAAUUGGUUCUUUUGUUACUGAAUUCAUUGAGAGUGAAAUGACAUGAGAGGUGUGCAGAGACUAGAAACAGAUCAGAUAACAAUACAAUAUCAGGCAGUGCUAACCAAUGACCCAGUGAGGUGGUUAUGACUUGGAGACUUCCUUAAAUGACAGACCUCCCUCACCACACAUAUCAACACAGUUCAUUCAUUGUGCACCAAAAACAUAAGACUGUAUCUCUUAUGCACUUCUGUAGAUAACUUAAUUCUGAAAUAAGGCAUUAAAGGAUAAUGAUAAUAGGAUGCCAUAACCUACAAUUUUAGAACCUGAUCUCAUGAAAAAAAAAAGAAUUCCAAGAAGUGAGGACAAUGUGGUAGAAUUGAAUUCUGUUUCAUACUAAACAAAUCAUAUAAUGAAUUGAAUUGUGUGAAUUGUUAUGGAUUUGCAAGAGUAAUACCAUACCAUAUUGGUAUUUUUAAAAUUUUCUUUACAGAAUCUGUAGAACAUUUCAAGUGCAAUUCAUUUAUACAGUUGGGUAUAUAAGUAUUUGGACAGUGACACAAUUUUCAUAAUUUUUCCCCCCUCUGUACAACGGCACAGUGAAUUGAAAUGACGCAAUCAACAUGUGAGUGAAGUGUAGACUUUCUGCUUGAAUUCAAGUUUUUAACAAAAAAAAAUUGCAUCCUUAAAUCGUCCCUCCAUUUUCGCAGGCUACUAAGAGUAUUUUUAAUGCUUGGAUGCAAAUCCUUUGCAGUCAAUGAUUGCCUGAAGUCUGGAACCCAUGGACAUCACCAAAUGCUGAGUUUCCUCCCUGGAGAUGCUUUGCCAGGCUUUUACUAGAGCUGCCUUGGGUUGCUGUUUGUUUGUGGGUCUUUCUGCCUUCAGGUUUGUCUUAGUAAGUGAAAAGCAUGCUCAAUUGGGUUGAGGUCAUCAGACAUUUAAGAACUUUAUUUGCCUUAAGAAGCUCCUAGGUUUCUUGAGCUGUACGUUUUAGGUCAUUAUACAUCUGUACUGUAAAGCACUGUCCUAUCAGUUUUGUAGCAUUUGGCUGAGUCGGAGCACAAAGUAUAGCUCUAUAUAGUCUUCAGGAUUCAUCCUGCUACUUCCAUUAGCAGUCACAUCAUCAAUAAUCUCCAGUGACCCAGUUCCAUUGGCAGCCGUACAUGCCCAUGCCCUAACACUUCCUCCACAUGUUUGACAGGUGAUGUGGUAUGCUUUGGAUCAUGAUCCCUUCUCCAUACUCUUCUCUUCCCAUCAUUCUGGUACAAGUUAAUCUUGCAUCAGAACUGGGCAGGUUUUUUUUUUUUUAGAGGUUUUCUUUUCUCAAAGUCUAAUCUAGCGUUUCUGUUCCUGAGUGUUAUCAGUGGUUUAUCUUGAGGUAAACCGUCUGUGUUUACAUUCAUAAAGGUAUCUCUUGAUUGUAGACUUUGACAAUGAUACGCCUACCUCCUCCAGAGUGUUCUUGUUGUGAAGGGUUUUUCUUCAACAAGGAAAGAAUUCUGCAUUCAUCCGCUUUAGUUUUCUUCCAGGCCUUUUGGUGUUGCUGAGCUCACCAGUGCAUUCCUUCUGUUUAAGAAUGUACCAGAUUGUUGUGGCCGCUCCUAAACUUUCUGCUAUCUCUCUGAUUAUGGUCUGUUAUGUUUUUUCAGCCUAAUGAUGGCCUCCUUCAAUUGCAUCAUCACCUCUUUGGACCACAUAUUGAGAGUUCCUAUGAACAGCUACCAAAGGCAAAUUCAACAUGUGGAAUCAACUCCAGACCUUUCAUCUCCUUAAUCAGUCAUGAAAUAAUGAGGAAACAGGCCACACCUGGCCAUGAAACUGCUUAUCAGUCAAUUGUCCAAUUACUUUUGGGCCUGUGAAAAUGGAUGGAGUCUGUGAAAAAUGGCUGUAAUUCCUAAACGGUUAAUGCAAUAGUUUUGUUAAACCCAUUGAAUUAACGCUGAAAGUCUACACUUCAGUCACAUCUUGAUUGCUUCAUUGGAAAUCCAUUGUGGUGGUGUACAGAGGCAAAAUUACGAACAUUGUGUCACUGGACCUGAUUGAAUGAUUUUCACAUAUAACACUCAUUUUCAAUGUAUUAUUUCUUUUCUUUUCUUUUUUUUUCAAUUUAGCACAAAAAUAAAACUUUUGGAAGACAUCAAGGAUCAAACAAUGGUCAUUUUCAUGUAAAAUGCCCUGACACUCCUCAUGUCAUCCUUUUGAAUGUAAUCAAUCUAUGGACGCACAUAAUCUGAUUCUUCUAACAGAUUCUUCUCAAUUCCUACCUUGAUGAAACGUCUGUAUGUUUCAAUGAGUAUUUAUAAGCCUCUAUGUAUGUGUGAGUAUUUAUAAACCUCUAUGUAUGUGUAGUUUUUACAUGCCCAAUUGUAACGUUUAAAAAGCAGGGCAAUAAUGAUCUACUCAUAGGAUCUACAAGAGUUCUCGUUCUACUUCAUUCUUUGUGAAUUUUUUUACACAUUUGAAUUUUCUAGCCAUUCUAGGGUUUUAUGGUGUAAUUUCUCGAAAAUUGCCUCACACAAUGAUAUGGAAAGUGAAAGGCAUUCAUACAGAUGUGAUGACGCAGUCAUCUGCCAUAGACAGAUGAAAUGAAAUGAAAUGGUCCAGACAUUGACUGAUAUUGUAUAAUGUGUUUUGAUUAAUUUUUUUUUAUGUUGAGCAUGCUUAUGUUGUUUGUUUCUUUUGUGAGACUGAAUCGCUGCUGUUGUACUAAUUACAGACUUGUUGAUUGUUGUUCUAA